Ilyonectria robusta is the source of this 735-nucleotide messenger RNA. RefSeq lists its product as uncharacterized. Lineage: Eukaryota; Fungi; Ascomycota; Sordariomycetes; Hypocreales; Nectriaceae. Bases 1 to 735 code for a protein of 244 amino acids. The record is from RefSeq and is a predicted model, not a curated record. The transcript has 3 exons.
AUGGUCACGAUAUGGCAACUCUUCUACGUCGUCGGAUCCCCGUUUAUCAAGAUCAGAAUUUGUAUGACCUUGAUCCGAGUCGCCACGCAACGGUGGUACACAUACCCGCUAUAUGCUGUUUGUGGUUUGAGUGUGGCCAUGACACUCAUGGCAUUCAUCGCCGUAUUCAUCCAGUGCGCCCCUUUCGAAGCAUCCUGGACCGGUCAGGGGAAGUGCAUCUCGGUCGAGGCCGUCAAUAUUUUCGUGAAUUGGACUGUGGCGAUAAUGCCGGGCUUCAUUUUGUGGCAUCUCCAGCUUCGCAGGAAGUUGAAGCUCCUGUGUUCGGGUAUCUUAGGGCUGGGCGUCCUUGCAGGCCAUUACCUGUACCAUCCUUGUGCUGUACGCCAACACGUGGUGUCAUCGCAUACAGACAUGAUCGGGUUCAUCAUCCUCUGGACAGUUGUUGAACUUGGUCUUGGAAUUGUCGCUGGCUCUCUUCCAUCGCUACGGAAAUUUUUCACGAGUCUCGCGAAGGACAAGAGCUCCGGGGACAAGACCUCUUUUGGAACCGACCUUGUGACAAUUGGGGCAAGCAGACAAACCAGGGCAGAACGUGGACCAUUAUACGACUGUGAACUAAAUACAACGGUUGCAAUUGGUAGGGACGGAAGUAUUGACGAUCUCCGGGACAAGGAUGACGACAACACCUGCCGUAUCAUCCAGGUCACUCGGGAUUUUACUCAAACGUCAACAUAG